Hyaloperonospora brassicae is the source of this 2025-nucleotide messenger RNA. Lineage: Eukaryota; Oomycota; Peronosporomycetes; Peronosporales; Peronosporaceae. The record is from the annotation of a GenBank genome assembly.
AUGGCGAGUGUCAUUCUGAGCGACUUGGAUGGCAACGCCGACGUCCUGCGCUUUGUCGUGAGUUUCUUGCGCUUUCGCGAUUGGCAGUCGCUUUCGUCCUGCAACCGCUCCCUCGCGCGCUCGGACUUACGUCGUUUCGUCAUGGCCCAAGCCGUUCUGCGCGUGCCUCCACCCCCACUGCCCACUCGCUCUUCAGCCAAUGACCGUCGACCCACAGCCAGUUACUAUGCAAACAGCUUUCUACGCCACACGAAUUCGGAACUGCUGGGCUGCAUUACCAACGUUUUGGCUCCACGCACAGGCAUCCACCUCCUCCAACUCCUUCGAGUACUGCCUUCGCUCCACUCACUUCGAUUUUGGGACUACCCUUAUUGGACGCCUGAAGACUCCACUCCCGACCACGUGAAUGAUAUGAUGGAGGAAGCCGAUCCCGUGAUCAACGUUGCAGCAGUCCUGCAGCUUUUGCCGACCCUGAAGGAGCUCUAUAUCGCGGAUGCAGAGAUCGAGCUAUCGGACUUGCUUGUGGUCGCGGACAUUCAGCCACGAGAAAUGUGGCACUUACGAACGUUAGAUUUGUCCCUCACGGAUGUCGUGGAUUUGGCUCCGCUUGCCGUACUGCCUCAUUUGCAGUCACUGAAUGUUCGCCGCACGAACGUCACGUCACUUGCUAUUGUGAAUUCCCUACCAGAGUUGCGAGUGCUGGACGUGUCCGAGACAAGAAUUGUGGAAUUUAGUGCGCUGCAAACGCUGUCACUUUUGGAGACACUGGAUAUGAGCAAGAAUUACGUUUCGUCAGACUUGAACGUGCUGCAGCAUUUGACGACGUUGCGUUCGCUCAAAGCCGCAAGCCUUGCCUCGUCGGAUCCGUUGACGCUAACGUUACAGUGUAAAGAACUUGAGAUCUUGCACUUGCAGCACACAAGACUUACGAAUCUUGCGUUUGCAAACGAUCUGCCUAACCUCACAUAUCUAGACAUUCGCUGGACGUAUGUGGACAAUCGACAGCCAUUGGGCGCCUUAAAAGCAUUGGAGCAACUGCUGAUGGAUACAAGAGAGCGAGGAAUCGAAACUGGCGACGGUCUUGAGCCUGUGCUGCCGGCACCGUCUAUAAAAUACGAGUGGCUAAGUUGUCUGGCUCAUUUGAAAAAGCUAAGAAUGUACAAGCAUAAUUACCAGGAAGACCUCACUGACGUGUUGCAAGAAGAUGUGGAACCGAGGGAAACGACAUUGGUCUCGACGAGAGGACAUAGGAUUCCCAUGGCACACCGAGUUCCUAGUUCAUUCCUUCGACACCUUAGUAAACAGGCAGAGCUGAGAUCACUGGAGCUGCCACCGCUCACGGAGUACACACCCCUGACUUUGUUGUCGCCAACAUUGCACCACUUGCGAUUACAGCAAUGGUGCGCUGAAGACUUGACUCAGAUUUCGGCAUUGGGCGAAAUGCCAGUACUCACGAGGCUGUCUAUGUCUUUGCCGCCGACGGCACAGGUUAUGGAUCUUCUCCCUCUCGAGAAUUUCGUCCAGCUUACUCAACUUGAGCUGCUGGACGUUCUUUUUGAAGAUCUCACACCUUUGGGUGCACUUGUAAAUCUAAGAAAGCUAGUGCUAGAUCUCCUUGAUCGCAAAAAACGGCAGCUUGUACGUCGUCACAAGCAUCAUCAGACCAGUUUCGAGUGUCUUUUGGAGCUGACGAAACUCGAAGAGCUCUCGCUGAUUGGUCGCGUGGAUUUCAAGGACGUUGCAUUGCUCUCCGGAAUGCAAAAAAUGCGGCGUUUAUUGCUGAAUGCCACCAAGGUAGAGCACGUCUCCCCCUUGGCUGCCAUGACGCGUCUAGAAAUACUGAAUCUCGGACUGACGCCUGUGACGACAGUUGAGGGCAUCCCGAGGCUGCUGGAGCUCCGAGCGAUCUGGAUUCCUGAAGCCGUCAACUGCCAAGUGCUUCGAGACGCAAGCAAUUUCCCGCGACUACAAUCGAUAUGGCACCCGGACGACUACAAUUGCCUUUGGACUGAUCAUAAGUUCUGA